AUGAACUGCCCAGCUCCUGCACAAGUCACCUACAAGAACAUGAGAUUUCUUACUACGCACAAUCCAACCAAUGUGACCUUAAACAAAUUUAUAGUGGAACUUAAGAAGUAUGGAGUUACCACAAUAGUAAGAGUGUGUGAAGCAACUUAUGACACUACUCCUGUGGAGAAAGAAGGCAUCCAUGUUCUCGACUGGCCUUUUGAUGAUGGUGCACCACCGUCUAAACAGAUUGCUGAUGACCGGUUAAGUCUUGUAAAAAUCAAGUUUCCUGAAGAACCUGGCUGUUGUAUUCCCAUUCAUUGUGCUGGACAGCGCCAACAAAAGCGGCGGGGAGCUUUUAACAGCAAGCAACUUUAG
Messenger RNA from Otolemur garnettii (small-eared galago), 357 nucleotides. RefSeq names its product protein tyrosine phosphatase type IVA 1-like. Gene Ontology annotation, cellular component: nucleus. The transcript has 2 exons. NCBI's taxonomy places the organism in Eukaryota, Metazoa, Chordata, Mammalia, Primates, Galagidae. The record is from RefSeq and is a predicted model, not a curated record. The coding region runs from base 1 to 357 and encodes 118 amino acids.